Messenger RNA from Macaca mulatta (Rhesus monkey), 1785 nucleotides. The record is from RefSeq and is a predicted model, not a curated record. NCBI's taxonomy places the organism in Eukaryota, Metazoa, Chordata, Mammalia, Primates, Cercopithecidae.
CGGGCGGGCUACCCGGAGCCCGGCUGGUCGCGGAGGCGGGGACGCGGCCGGAGCCGGGACAAUGGCGCGAGAAGGAAGAGACCAGAGUGGACAGCGGCCGCCAGAACUCGGCAGCCCCGGGCGCGCAGCAGGGAGGGGUGUGCGCCCGGAGAGGUUCCCGCAGCCCUGCCCGCGCAGCGCAGAGCCCGCGGGCAACUCAUGUUUGCAGCCAGCGGCUCCGGACAGGCCGCAGGGCGAGAGCGGGGGCCGGCGGUCAGCGCCACCACGGAGGACCUCGCCGCGCGCUCCCCCCGCCCCAUCGUUUCCUCUUUCCCCAUCCCACUCGCGCCUGCUCCCGCCCCACAGCGGGCUGCCCUGUUUUCUAAUGGGUGGAGGGAAGCAGAGGAAGAACAGGGAUGAAGGGAGGCCCAGUCCCAAGGCUCAAGGCCACUUGCACCAGCAGCAUGUGUCAGCAAGAUAGCAGAAGCAGGAAGACAGCCGGCCAGAAGACGCCUACCCUGGUUGGAAGACAAAUACCCCAUGAAGAUCAAGAGGGAGGCCGUCCGGGUACCGCCUAGCAGUUACAUCAGACUGAGACACUUCCUGUUUACAGGAGACUAUAAAAGCCCUGCCCCGUCCUCUUUUGGUCCAGACGCCAUUUUAGGCCUCAGCCUGUGGGCACCCAGGCGUUAAUUAAAACAGCAUAUUGCUCUGCACCACCUCAUGCUGUCUGCUGGCACGCUCUCGGGGUUGGAACUGAUACAAGAAUCUUUCACUCUCCACUGAGGCUCUCUGCUGGAUGCUGAGAAAAUCAAGAUGAAUUGCAUGGCCCUGGCCCUUUUUUUUUUCUUUUUUUUUUUUUCGAGACAGUCUCACUCUGUCGCCAGGCUGGAGUGCAGUGGCACGAUCUUCACUCACUGCAACCUCCAAAAAGUCAUGAUGAAACUGGGAAGUUCAAGCAAUUCUCCUGCCUCAGCCUCCUGAGUAGCUGGGACUACAGGCACACACCACCACACCCAGCUAAUUUUUGUAUUUGUAGUAGAGAUGGGGUUUCAUCAUGUUGGCCAGGAUGGUCUUGAUCUCCUGACCUCAAGUGAUUUACCCGCCUCGGUCUCCCAAAGUGCUGGGAUUACAGGCAUGAGCCACCGCACCCGGCCAGGCGCUGGCCCUCUUAAAGCUCACAUCUUAAACUGUGGAGACAGACACAUAAAUGCUGAUGAGGCCCUGUAAUGCAUGCUACAAUAGCGGUAUGUACACAGUAAUGGGGGGACUUGCUUGGGUAGGAAUGCAUCCAGGUGGUGGUGAGGACAAUUCAAGACAGGAUAUAACUGUAAAUAUUAAUGUAAAUGUUACUAAACACAUGUGUAUACAGCAAAAAGUCAUGAUGAAACUGGGAAGUUCUGUAUACUUCCUUGCCUCCUGGCCAGAGACCUCCAUCUCCCUGCUGCAGCCUGGUCUAGUUACUUUACCGACCUGUAGUAGCUGUUUUCCUGGGACUGCCCUUUCCGGGUCUCCAGAGUUGCAGCCAUGUUUCCUGGAUUCCAUGUCUAUUUCUUUCUUGCUUAUUUCUUUAUUUUGCUAAAGCAUAUCCUUGUAGUGUGUCUCCAAGAAAAGGUGCCUAGGAUGUAUCAUUUGAGUAAUUAUAUAUCUAAAAAUGUUUUUGUUCCACUCUCAUGCUUGAUUGAUAGUAUAGCAAGAUAUAGAAUUCUAAAUUGAAAGUCAUCAUCCUUCAAAAUGUUAAAGGCAUCCACUGUCUUCUGGCAUCAGUUUGCAUUGAAGAGUCCAAUAUACUGUUCUGACACCCAA